AAAAAAAAAACAUAACCCACUAAAAAGCGACAACUAGAAGGAGAACAGAGCUUUUAAAACUGGCUUACGGAGACAGAGACAGGUUUUCGGGUCGAACCGUACAGAUUUACCGCCUUUCCUCGGAUGUUCGCGUCGCUGGUUGUGCUAAGCUAACGUGUUAGCGCCGCUGGUUGGAAACCGAAAACGGACAGACGGAGCUCCAGUAGCCGCCACCGACACAACAUGUCUCCGUUACCGACUUCACUUCGCUGUUCGUCCUCAAACCUCCUGUGUGUGUGCAGCAGCAAACUUUCCACCAGAGAGAAAUCCACGCGUCAUUGUGAGAGAAGAGCCCGAGCGACGGACGGGAUCCUCUGGAUCAGCUCCGGUACCGACUUGUGGAACGCCCAGACCCCGGUGUUCGGCUGAGACCAGGCCGUGUACGGACCCCGGUAUUCGGCUGAGACCAGGCCGUGUGCGGGCCCCUGUGUACGACUGAGACCAAGCCGUGUUCGGAGCCGUUAUCUCGGUCUGGACCCGCCGUGACAGCUGUCAGCUAACUUUACGAACGGAAACUCAGUUAUUGGCAAAAGUAAAAAGUUAAUGUCGAAUAAUAAUAAUAAUAAUAACUUCGUAUUUUUGAACAGGACAGAAUGUUUCGGAACAUGACUGAAGAGGGACAUUUAUCCGGCGGGCCCAGCCCCUCCCAUUCGGCCGGACUUGGAGUGGCCUCCCACGGUUACGUGAGUCACGAAAGCUCGUGGAUCAGCCUGCUCUCGGUUCUGUCCAGGCCUGCGCUGUCUUUUCUCCAAAAAUAUUUACCGGGCCGCAGCCUCUGGUUCAGCAGAGACGAGAAAAUGAACUUUGUCAGCGAACAGAGUACUUUUUUAAACCCGCUGUACGACGCUGGAUCUGCCGCUGAUGCCAGGCAGCUGCGGUGUGACAGUGACGGCGCCACCUGUCGGCUCGCGGAGGUCGGCGGCGCCGGUUUACUGUGGGAACCGGGCCUGGAACAGAGCCACGUAACCCUCAACCAACAAACUCAGACAGAGUAUUUGACCACCGCCAGGACUCUUCUGGGUCAGAUUUUGUUGAGUUCAGUGUCAGGAGAGAGAAGCUUGAGGACAGCGGACAGGAGACAAAGGAGGAACUGGUGGGACCGUUUUUGGAGCUCAGAGGACUGUUCUCAGUCAUCAGAGCUGCUUUUUCCACAACCACUGUAUGAGACAAAAAGCCCCGUCAGUGUGUUUGUCUAUAACAGUGGCGGGGCCUCGACACUGGGAGAACACGCUGGACUCUGUGACCACAAAGACAAACCUGGUAACAAAGGCCACCUCCAAUCAGAGCAGCUCCCGAACACCAGGAACCACCUGAGGACGUCUGGAGCCGUCACCCCCUGCAGUGAGGUGACAAUCACCACGUCUGACCAGGACAAUGGUUACUCCAGUCUGGAGGAGGAACAUCUUCACGUCUUCCAAAUGUACACGGUGAUGGCUCAGAGUGAAGCCGUGCCGCCGACAGCACGGAGCUCCGCCAUGCAGGUGGGAACUGAUGGGCAGGACGAGUCCACAACAGAGAAGGAAGAGGCAGCAGAUGGACCAGAAGAGUUCGAUAGCAGGGCUUCAAAUGAUGAGGGAGAGCAUGAAGUGGUCACUCAGAGUCCCUCAGCAGCAGCGGAGUUAACCACCCUCCAGUGUAGCAAUAAAGUAAUUGCAUACAUCAUGGGCUGCCCCUGCAGUGACGACGACAACCAGUCAGAGUCCAGCAGUGAUGAUGAUGACGACGAUGAUGAUGAUGGCUUUGACAGUGAAUGUUCAUCAGAGCUGUCUGACUUGUCAGAUGAUGAUGACGAUGAUGAAGCCUCAGACUCUGACAGUGAGACUGAUGUGGAUUUGGCGCACAUGUGGACCUUGUACCAAAGCCACGACCCAUAUAACCCCCAAAACUUCACUGCUUGUAUCCGCACCUGCACCACCACUCUGCCAAAGUCAGCCCCUACCACAACAUCCUCUGUUCAAUCCACGCCCACUUCCGACCUUGAUGAAGUGGGCCUGUCCCUGGCCUGUUCCUCUUCACUUCCAGAGUAUCCGUCCCUUUCUUCUUCGACCCCAGAGAGCCACGAUGUCUGGGACGACUCUGCAUCAGCCAGCGACACAGAUGAAGCAGAAAACUUGCGCAUCUGGAGCUCAUUCAGCUGCACAUCAGAUCCGUACAGUCCUCUCAACUUCCAGGCCUCCGUCAGGACUCGAGAGUCUGCCAAAGUGGAUGAGAAGACCUUUGAAACGCCACCACACACGCACUACUGUAACGCAACAUUACUUGCACAGUACAAGAAGGAGGCAGAUGACCGCAUGGACAGUGGUUUCUGUGAAACACAGUCAUCCACAGGGGGCGCUGUUGUUACAAAAAAGGUGCGUUUCUGUGAGGAGGUCGAGGAGUUCUUCGCCAGCUGCGGUGAGGAGGAGGAGGACCGGCGGGGCCCCUGGGAGCAGCUAGCUCGAGAUCGGUGUCGCUUCCUGCGGCGCUGUCAGGAAGUAGAACAGAGCAUCGCUUUCUGCCUGCAGCCACAACACCGCCGCCAUGUUCUCCUGCGGCAGAGCGCCGCGCUCGCUCAGGAUUCUCUAGGACGCCGCACGCUGGCGAGCAUGGCUCUGAGCGAAGACGCUGAGACAGAUGCAGGGUUUUCUGCCAGAUAAGUUCAUGUUCCUUCAGGAUGAGCACUGUGGCAAAAUAAGGGGACAAAAUGUGUUGCCAUGGCAACACAAAUACCACCAGGGUGUUUUAGUUGCAGCACUGCAGGCAGUCAGCGUCUGUGGUGUGAACGUUCAGUGUUCCUCAGAGUCCGCGUGUCUUAUUUUUCUAUUGCUGAUGAAAGGUGAUUGGAAAGAAAGAAUAAACAGAAGCAGAGUGAAAUGUCACUGAAUGUUAAUGUCUCACUUUUACAGUGAAAAGUAUUUAAUGUGUUUUUAUUGUUAAAUCGUAAGUAAUUAGACUUUAUUCACAAUUUUAUCAUUUGUGCUUUUUGCUCUAAAAGUGCCAGAAUAGAUGCUGACAGUGUCGGACUCAUCAUCAACGUGAGACUAUUUCAGAGUAACUGAAGCUGUAGUGUGCUUAAAUUGAUCGGUGCUGAUAAUCGUUAAAGUGGUGAUUAAUAAAGAUAAACAUCCUGACCGCUUGGUAAAGGCCGAGCUCGGACACUGUACAGAGGAGACUGGGUGUUUUUGACCUUUGACCUCUGUGCAGUAUCGGCAUUGAUUUUUCAGUGAGGCGAGUGGUUGAAGUGGGUGUGGCUAGAAGAAAAGUAUGAAAAUGGAAAUUGGGACUUUAAUGAAACCAUUUCAGUGUCUGGCCUCGCUGUGGCACGUUGGAACUUUAAUCUUCUCUGAUGUGGACCUGUUUUUCUGUGGUGGAGCCACAAAGUGUCGGUUCAGGUUUGGGACCUCAAACCUGCUCAUGGACUCACAGAUCCUGAUCCAGCAGGAGAACCAGUGCUGGAGCUGCUGCUUCUGCACGAGUGGACUGAUUGCUGAUGAAGUAUCCAGAUCGAACUGCUUUUAUGUGACUGCUAAUCAAUAAUGAGUAUUGAUAGUGAAAGCCUUCAAUAAAUUAAACGUGUUGA
Molecule: messenger RNA, 3598 nt
Organism: Thalassophryne amazonica
Lineage: Eukaryota; Metazoa; Chordata; Actinopteri; Batrachoidiformes; Batrachoididae
Product: protein phosphatase 1 regulatory subunit 15B-like
Exons: 2
Coding region: 633-2675 (680 amino acids)
Biological process (GO): response to endoplasmic reticulum stress
Cellular component (GO): endoplasmic reticulum; protein phosphatase type 1 complex
Molecular function (GO): protein phosphatase regulator activity
Source: RefSeq, a predicted model, not a curated record